AUGAUCUGCAGAAGUUGCCGCACGACGAUGCUCUCCCGGUUCACCCAGCCCAUAACGCGAACGGCCUCAGCAUCCGCGCGUCAGCUUCCCUUGGCUCGCAGUCAAUUCCGGUCAUACAGCAGUGACAACAAUGCUUCCGUAGCUGCUGCUCCUUCACCCCCUGCUCCCCGCCAACCCACGAUCGGCGACAUUUCAACCCCGUCUGCUAUCUCCUCCGCUACCCCGGGCGUUUCUCAACCUUUGAGUACCCCCGAAGGCGUCCACGUCGAUGUCAAUCCCGCAGAAUCUAAAAAACCCACCGCCGUGCGUGAACCAAGCAGCUGCCCCGCGGGCACCAAAUUGAACGGACUCAACUACUUCAAGAACAAGCCGGAAGUCUUCGCCAAGGAGGACUCCGAGUACCCCGAAUGGCUGUGGGGUCUCUUGGGUGAUUCAUCCAAGGAUUCUAAAACAAAGACGGGUGGUGUUGACCCGAGCACCUUGAACAAGAAGCAAAGGAAGCGCUACGAGAAGAAGCUGGCCGCCCGCACUGGCCCCUUGGCUGCUAAGAUCCCUGCUCACCACCACUCGCACGAUAUCACCCCCGCAUCCUACAACCGCGACGGAACCCCCGCGGACGCCAUGGCCGAUGCCACUGGCGGCUUCGAGCAGCGCUCGGAGGUCAUCAAGAGUGCGCGCGAUGCCAGACGGAAGACCAUCAAGGAAUCCAACUUCCUGCGUGGUCUCUAA
Molecule: messenger RNA, 729 nt
Organism: Penicillium soppii
Lineage: Eukaryota; Fungi; Ascomycota; Eurotiomycetes; Eurotiales; Aspergillaceae
Product: mitochondrial 54S ribosomal protein mL54
Exons: 2
Coding region: 1-729 (242 amino acids)
Cellular component (GO): mitochondrial large ribosomal subunit
Molecular function (GO): structural constituent of ribosome
Source: RefSeq, a predicted model, not a curated record